AAUAAAAAAUAAUUCUAGCCUCCAUAAAAAUAAUAUAUUUUUGAAAAAUGAUGAGCAAAAUUUCUAGGUUAGAUCAGAACGAUGGAACUGCAAGAUAUCAAUUAUAAUAAACUGGAUUAUGUAGAAACAGCUUCAGGAAACAAAGUAUGUCGUCAAACAGUUUUGUGCGGAUCACAAAAUAUAAUUCUGCAAGGUAAAGUCAUUGUCCAAGCUGAAGCAAUCAUAAGGGGCGACUUGGCUAACGUUAAAACAGGACGUUACUGUAUAAUUAGUAAGGAGGCAGUGCUUAGGCCACCCUACAAGAAGUUUAGCAAAGGUGUAGCUUUUUUCCCGCUAAGCAUUGGAGAUCAUGUUUUUAUUGGCGAAAGGACUUUAAUUAAUGCAGCCCAAAUUGGGAAUUAUGUUCACAUAGGAAAAAAUUGUGUUAUAGGUCGGCGAUGUAUACUUAGGGACUGCUGUGUGAUUGAAGAUAAUACAAUUCUAGCACCGGAAACGGUGGUACCCCCAUUUUCAAGGUACGGUGGUGCACCAGGAGUUCCUGUGGGAGAUUUGCCUGAAUGCCAACCCGAUUUAAUGAUUGACUAUACGAGGAGUUACUAUCAGCAUUUUCAACCAACUAAACUUAUAUAGCAUCUUUAUUUAGAUCUUACAAUAUUGCUAAUCUUAAGUUUUAUGUGAUAUAUCUAAAAAUAUUUAACACAGUAAACGUAUUUUAUAAUUAUUAAAUAAUUAUGUACAUUUUUAUAUUUUCCCGCAGGGUAACCCAGCGUUCUAGAAAUGCCUUGCAUGAAGUUUUCUGGUAUGAAAUUUUUUAUUUAAAUCUGUUUUACAAAAUAUAUGGACAAUAACAGGGUGGUCUGAAUUGUAUUUGGGAAACUUCGGUAGCACAUUUUGCAAAUAAAAAUAAGUAAAAAAGUUUGUAUAAUGGUAUAUCCUAAUAUGUUUCGUUUCACAGAUACAGAUACAGGGUGUAAGUAGUUUUAUUUUUAUUUCAGUUUUUUCCAAAUAAUUUCUGUUUUUUGUCAUGAGAAAAUUUAUUUCGUUGUAAAUAUGACCCCCUACUUGUAGAGGGUACCACCUAGGUACAUUUUCCUAUUUUUCAGCUGGUUUGAAGAGUAAUAACUUUUCGUCCGUACCUGUAUAAAAAUAAUGAGUGAAAAAAUAUACAUUUCCCAUAUUUUUUAUGUAAAAAAAGUCUCUUGGUAAAAAUCGCUAAGAGCAACCGUUUUCAAGAUAUUUUGAAUGAAAAUAGUCAAUACAUGUCAUUAUUGAAAAGUAAACAUGUUGAAUAGAUAGUUAUUUGAUUGAAAUGAUAAAUUUGCAAACCUAUUUUUUAAGCUAUUCAUGUUUCUGUUGAAUCUUUGGCACAAAAACAUUUCAAAUUUAUUAUUUGUCUAAUAGCUAUUUAGUCAAUAUGUAUAAUUUUCAAUUAUGACAUGUAUUGAUUA
Sitophilus oryzae (rice weevil) is the source of this 1448-nucleotide messenger RNA. It is a transcript of the gene DCTN5-p25, whose product is annotated as dynactin subunit 5. The transcript is spliced from 5 exons. Bases 82 to 630 code for a protein of 182 amino acids. Lineage: Eukaryota; Metazoa; Arthropoda; Insecta; Coleoptera; Curculionidae. The record is from RefSeq and is a predicted model, not a curated record.